Archocentrus centrarchus (flier cichlid) is the source of this 1845-nucleotide messenger RNA. RefSeq names its product hemopexin a (gene hpxa). The record is from RefSeq and is a predicted model, not a curated record. The transcript has 10 exons. Gene Ontology annotation, biological process: intracellular iron ion homeostasis; heme transport. The coding region runs from base 97 to 1518 and encodes 473 amino acids. Gene Ontology annotation, molecular function: heme transmembrane transporter activity. NCBI's taxonomy places the organism in Eukaryota, Metazoa, Chordata, Actinopteri, Cichliformes, Cichlidae.
UAAACUGGACUACAGUAUAAAAGGAUGCAGCCACAGUAGCCAGAGUACCUUUGGCGCAGCUCUCCAGGCCGCUCCGGUCUCAGAGGAACCCUCAUCAUGAAGCUUUCCUGCAUCCUUCUUCUCUCCCUGGCCCUGGGAUGGGCUCAUUCGCAAGGACAAGGACAUCCACCUGGACAUGCACAUCCACCUGGACAUGCACAUCCACCUGGACAUGCACAUCCCCCUGGACAUGAACAUCCCCCUGGACAUGUACUCCCACCUGGACAUGGAAAGCAAGGCCUUCCACCAGAAUUUGCACACGGGCAUGCAUCACAUGUCCCUGACCGCUGUAAAGGUCUUGAGAUGGAUGCUGUUGCAGUGAAUGAGGAGGGAAUCCCAUACUUUUUCAAGGGUGACCAUUUAUUCAAGGGCUUUCAUGGCCAUGCUGAGCUUUCCAAUGAGUCUUUUGCUGAGUUGGAUGACCAUCAUCACCUGGGCCAUGUGGACGCUGCUUUCCGCAUGCACUUUGAAGACAGCCCCAAUGAACACGACCGCAUGUUCUUCUUCUUGGACCACAAGGUGUUCAGCUAUUACAAGCACAAGCUGGAGGAUGGCUACCCCAAGGACAUCUCUGAAGUCUUCCCCGGAAUCCCUGACCACCUGGAUGCUGCUGUGGAAUGCCCCAAGCCAGAGUGCGACGAAGACUCCGUUAUCUUCUUCAAAGGGGACGACAUCUACCACUACAAUGUCAGAACCAAGGCUGUAGAGGAGAAAGAGUUCAAGUCCAUGCCAAACUGCACAUCUGCUUUCCGCUUUAUGGAGCACUACUACUGCUUCCAUGGACACAUGUUCUCCAAAUUCGAUCCAAAGACUGGCGACGUGCACGGCAAAUACCCCAAAGAGGCACGUGACUACUUCAUGAGGUGCUCCAAGUUCAGUGAUGACAGUGACCAUGUGGAGAGAGAGCGAUGCAGCCGUGUCCACCUGGAUGCCAUCACUUCAGAUGACGCUGGAAACAUAUAUGCCUUUAGAGGCCACCACUUCCUCCGUAAAUUUGAAAACGACACACUGGUCAGUGACACCAUCGAGAAUGAUUUCAAGGAGCUGCACAGUGAGGUGGAUGCUGUUUUCUCUUAUGAGAAUCAUCUUUACAUGAUCAAGGAUGACCAUUUGUUUGUCUACAGAGUCGGUGAGCCCCACACCCACCUGGAUGGUUACCCCAAGCCUGUGAAAGAGGAGCUGGGCAUUGAGGGCCCCAUUGAUGCCGCAUUCGUCUGCGAGGAUCACCACAUUGCUCACAUCAUCCAAGGUAAUCACAUCUAUGAUGUUGAGUUGAAAGCCACCCCCCGUACUGCAGGCAACAAGCGUCCAAUCGCACUCUUCAAGAAGGUUGAUGCUGCCAUGUGCGGUCCUGGAGGAGUUAAAGUGUUUGUAGGAAAUCACUACUACCACUUUAACAGCACCAUGUUGUUUGUUGCUGGUAGGGCCCUGCCUGAGCAGCACAAAGUGUCUCUGGAGCUCUUUGGCUGUGAUCACUAAGAUGCUUGUACGACAGGACUGACUGGGUUUUGCAGAGCCGCACACACAACACAGUGAAAUAUGGAAAAACAAAAGCCCCAACAACUUCAAGCAGGAGGCGCCGCGCAGUUCACCAAAAUUUUGGCGACAGAUGAUGCGGUAGUUCAUACCCAUUGUUUUGCUCCUGUGUCUUACCUCAAAAUAACCUUCUUUAUCCCAUUUAAAGGGCUAUUACUUUUCAUACUAAAGCUCUGUGGUCCUCCAUCCAAAGUGUGCUACCAAGAAGGUGAAUGCUUUCCUGCGAUUUGUUUUGUAGUGGUGUGAAUAAAGUGGAGUGGUAACAAUCAA